Dimorphilus gyrociliatus is the source of this 1731-nucleotide messenger RNA. The record is from the annotation of a GenBank genome assembly. NCBI's taxonomy places the organism in Eukaryota, Metazoa, Annelida, Polychaeta, Dinophilidae.
AUUCGUCUUGAAUAGUUUUGCAAUCUUCUUCCCUGUUAUUUUUACUUUCAAUUUUAGAAGUUAAUUUUUUUAAUGUAAUAAAUUCUAUGGAAUUUUGAAAGUAUUAUCCAUAUUCUCUGUCUGUCUUCUUCUAUGGAUCAUCUAACAUCUUCCACCUAUAGCUUAGUACGAAAAGCAGUGAUGAGUGAUCAUGAAGAAGUUAUCAAAUUCGAGGAAGAAGGUAUUCGAUUACUAAAGGAGAGUUUGGACAAGACUGAAGAUUAUCAAGUUCCUCAUGUGUUUGUAGUUGGUGGUGCAUCGGGAGAUUUGGCCAAGAAGAAAAUUUAUCCGACAUUAUGGGGACUUUAUAAGGAUCAGUUAAUACCUAAACAGACUUUUUUCGUUGGCUAUGCUCGAUCAAAGUUUUCAAUAUUGGAACUUCGUGAGAAAGUUGAACCCUUUUUUAAGGUAGGCCCAAAUGAAAAUGAAGUGUUGGAAGAAUUUUGGAAGAUGAACUCAUACGUGGCUGGUUCGUACGAUAAGGGUCCCGACUUUCAAACAUUAGAUAGCCAUAUACGUGGCUUAAGCUGUAAGGCUCAUAGAAUUAUCUAUCUUGCCUUACCACCUACCGUCUAUCAAAGCAUAACGAAAAACAUACAUGACUAUUGUAUGGCUCCAAAGGAAUGCUGGACUCGUAUCAUCGUAGAAAAACCAUUUGGACAUGAUUCUCAAUCUUCAGCUGAACUAUCUAAGCAUUUAUCUGGCCUAUUUGUGGAAAAUCAGUUAUAUCGUAUUGAUCAUUAUCUUGGUAAAGAGAUGGUUCAAAAUUUGGUCAUACAAAGAUUUGGGAAUAGAAUGUUUGCCCCAUUGUGGAAUAGAGAUAAUAUAGCAUCAGUUGUAAUUUCAUUUAAAGAGCCAUUUGGAACAUUCGGUAGAGGAGGUUACUUCGACACUUUUGGAAUAAUAAGAGACGUGAUGCAGAAUCAUCUACUGCAGAUGCUAUCUCUGAUUGCAAUGGAGAAACCUGUAUCAUUAAACGCUGAAGAUAUACGUAAUGAGAAAGUAAAAGUUCUAAAAUGUAUAAAGCCUAUUGAAAUAACUGAAGUGGUUCUUGGGCAAUAUAUGGGUGAUCCUAAUGGACCUAAUGAAGAUUCAAGAACAGGUUAUUUAGACGAUCCUGGUGUUUCUAAAGAUUCAGUAACGCCAACCUUCGCUACCGCUGUCUUAUUUGUCAAAAAUGAAAGAUGGGACGGAGUUCCAUUUAUACUUCGUUGCGGGAAAGCUUUAAAUGAACGUAAAGCCGAAGUUAGAGUUCAGUUAAAGGAUGUCUCUGGUGAUAUUUUUACUCGAGGUCAAUUAGCAAGAAACGAACUUGUUAUACGUGUACAACCGGACGAAGCUGUCUAUAUGAAGAUAAUGGGAAAGAAGCCGGGUAACUCUUUUGAUUGUGAAGAAACUGAGCUUGAUUUGACUUAUGCAUCACGCUAUGCCGGAGUGAAAUUACCAGAUGCCUAUGAACGUUUAAUUUUAGACGUAUUUUUAGGAUCACAAAUCCAUUUCGUCAGAUCCGACGAAUUAGCCGAAGCUUGGAGAAUAUUUACACCGUUACUCCAUAAAAUUGACAAAGAGAGGAUCAAACCUGUAAAAUACACCUUUGGAUCAAGAGGACCAAAAGAAUCCGACGACCUUCUCAAAAAGUAUAAUUUCACUUAUACAGGAACUUACAAAUGGAAGAAUGAAGCUAAAAUUUAG